Molecule: messenger RNA, 923 nt
Organism: Erpetoichthys calabaricus (reedfish)
Lineage: Eukaryota; Metazoa; Chordata; Cladistia; Polypteriformes; Polypteridae
Gene: mrpl58
Product: mitochondrial ribosomal protein L58
Exons: 6
Coding region: 59-694 (211 amino acids)
Biological process (GO): mitochondrial translational termination
Cellular component (GO): mitochondrial large ribosomal subunit
Molecular function (GO): translation release factor activity
Source: RefSeq, a predicted model, not a curated record
UCGUUCGCAUUGUAAACAAGUGUUCGAGGAAGUAGGCGAUUAAUACGUCGGUACAUGAAUGAUGCGAGUGCUGCUAAGAGCACCCGGUAUUUCUUUGAGCUCACUUUCAUUUUUUGUUUCAAGAAUCCAUUCACCUACUCUCUCCAGUAUAACUGGAAAUUAUGAUGAGCGCCUUGUGCCGAACUGUCGAAGCAAUUACGUCUUUAAGAAGAUUUAUUCUGUUAUGUCUUUCUGUGACAUAAGAAGAAAGACUUCUGGGAAUGAACAAAAACAAAAUGCUGUUGAUGUACCACUUGAUCGGCUCACAGUUACUUAUACCAGAAGCAGUGGACCUGGUGGCCAGCAUGUCAAUAAAGUGAAUUCAAAAACAGAAAUUCGAUUCCAUGUUGAAACAGCUGACUGGAUUCCAGAUGAUGUAAAACAAAGGAUAAUUGAAAAGCAUAAAAAUGACAUUAAUAAAAAUGGUGAAAUAAUUAUUAAAUCACAAAAAAGUCGGUACCAGGUGCAAAAUCUUCGUGAUUGUCUGCAGAAGAUCAAAGACAUAAUAGAAGAGUCUAGCAUAAAACCCAAGGAGCCAUGCAAAUACAAAGUGCAACUCCACUAUAUAAGGUUACAGAAAAAAAGCCAAGAGAGACUAAAGCAAAAAAAACUGCAUUCGAUAAAGAAGCAAAGCAGAAGGGAGGAUCUGGACUGAAACUAAAACUAUGUGAAGACAUCAGAAAAUUCAAGAUUAUUUAUUUCAAACAUAAAAAUAUUUAGCAUUCCAUUUGGUGUGUACUGUAGUUAUUACACAUUUUUUACGCAGUGUACACAUACUUUACCAUUUUUUGAUCAAUAUAUCUUGAAAAGAUGCAAGGCAUUUGUACCCACACUAUUUGCUCACUGUAAUCACCCCCAGUAAUACAUCCACAAUCUCAAACCCC